AUGUGCAGCACCAGUGUGUGUGACCUGGAAGACAUCCCCCUGGAGGACGAUGACCCGAACAGCAUAGAAUUCAAAAUCCUGGCCUUCUAUGCCAGACACCAUGUCUUCAAGGGUGGGACCGCCCUCCUCUCACCCAAGCCGAAGAGAGUCAGGAGCUUGUCCCAGAAAGCUCUGGGAACUUGGUCAGCGGAGUCUUGGACGCAGAUACCUUGGCCCUGUAGAAAUUCCCCCUCCUGUGAGAGGCGCAUAGGCCUCGGCAAGAAGAAGUCUUCUUGGAGGACAUUCUUUGGAGUAACGGAGAAGGAGGACGCCUUGCAGAGCUCAUCCAGUGUGUUGCACUUGCAAGGUCCUGUAGCUGUGGAGCAGAAGAGUGGUUCCCACGGCCAGCAGCCGGCCAGGUCUCUUUCCAACGUGGACCAGUGCCUUGAGCGUGAAGCUGUGGACCCCAAAGUUGCUUCCAUUGCCAAUCGAGUAGCUGAAAUUGUUUGCUCGUGGCCACCCCCAGAAGACACCCAAUGGGAAAGCUUCAAGUUCAAAGAAAGUACGGCGCCAGAGAGUCAGUUCCUCCAGCAUGAGGUGUUCCUGCUUACGGCUGCAGGUUCGAAGAAAGCUCAGCCUUCCUCAGACGAAGAAGACCAAAUAAUAGGCAAAAUUGUUGAGUUGCUGAAACAUUCCGGGGAUCAAUUGGGAAGAGAGCUAAAGAAAGACAAGGCUUUGAUGAGCUGCUUCCAGGAUGGGCUGUCCUACUCGCUUUUCAAGACCAUUACAGACCGGUUCUUAGGGGAUGUGGAUACCCGAGGAGAAUCAGAAGUCAAAGUCCAGAGCUUCAAGGCAGCCCUUGCAAUAGACGCCAUAGCCAAGCUCACGGCGAUAGAUAACCACCCAAUGAACAGGGUGCUGGGCUUUGGGACCAAGUACCUGAAAGAGCACUUCUCACCCUGGAUCCAGCAGCAUGGUGGCUGGGAAAAGAUACUUGGGAUAUCACAUGAAGAAGUAGACUGA
This is a messenger RNA of Jaculus jaculus (lesser Egyptian jerboa), 1002 nucleotides long. RefSeq names its product BCL2 like 14 (gene Bcl2l14). The record is from RefSeq and is a predicted model, not a curated record. Gene Ontology annotation, biological process: regulation of apoptotic process. The coding region runs from base 1 to 1002 and encodes 333 amino acids. NCBI's taxonomy places the organism in Eukaryota, Metazoa, Chordata, Mammalia, Rodentia, Dipodidae. The transcript is spliced from 5 exons.